Lutzomyia longipalpis is the source of this 1749-nucleotide messenger RNA. It is a transcript of the gene ninaG, whose product is annotated as neither inactivation nor afterpotential protein G. Bases 1 to 1749 code for a protein of 582 amino acids. The record is from RefSeq and is a predicted model, not a curated record. NCBI's taxonomy places the organism in Eukaryota, Metazoa, Arthropoda, Insecta, Diptera, Psychodidae. The transcript has a single exon. Gene Ontology annotation, molecular function: flavin adenine dinucleotide binding; oxidoreductase activity, acting on CH-OH group of donors.
AUGAGAAAUUUAGUGAUUCUUUCCUGUGCCAUUUUACUCAUUUCCAUCGCAUGGGCGGGCUACUUGUACCACACAAAGUACAUCCGGAACCGCAGGGCAUACAGGGAGGAAUAUGAUUUUAUUGUGGUUGGCGGUGGUACAGCAGGUAUUAUUGUUGCGCACGAAAUCUCCCUUCAUAGCAACUUUUCGGUGCUUCUCAUCGAGGCUGGUGGACAAUUUGGAUGGCUCUCAACUAUUCCACUCGCCUGCACAUUGCUUCAGGGUACUUCCGUUGACUGGAGUUUCAGGACAGUUCCACAAGAGCAUGUGGGACGUGGUCUUCAUGGACGGAGGAUGUGCUACCCCCGUGGAAAAGGGCUCGGUGGAUCUGGUCAGUUAAACUACAUGCUCCACAACGAGGCUGUUCCCGAAGAAUUGGAUAAAUGGAUGAAGUUGGGAGGGAGUGAUUGGGGGUAUGAAGCCCUCAAAUGCUACUUCCUCAAACAAUAUCGCAACGGUGUAAAGUGUCAUGAUGAAUUCUGGAACAGCAGGAGAUUCUACAAGACAUUCAUUGACACAGAAUACAGCAAACUAUCUCACAUCGUUAGCAAGGCGGUAAAUGACCUGAAUGCCCAGGAAAAAGCUGAUAUUGUAUUCCAACUGGCGGAGUACACAACGAGAAAUGGAAGGAGAUGGUCAUCAUUUGAUGAAUACCUCUAUCCAAGCUUGAAGAAACCAAAAUUUCACCUAAUGAUGAAUAGUCAAGUCUCCAAAAUUAUUUUUGAUGAGAAUAAGCGAGCAGUUGGGGUGAAGAUUCAAAAUGAAUCUGGUCAGAAAGUGGUGCGAGCGAGGAAGGAAGUGAUUAUCAGUGCUGGAGCAAUACAAACUCCACAGCUCCUUAUGCUCUCUGGGGUAGGCAAUCAGGCUGAUUUGGAACAAUUUAACAUCGACGUAAUUCAUCAUUCACCAAAUGUUGGGAGAAAUCUCUUUGAUCACCUCACAACGCCAAUCUACGUGUCCAUAAAUGAGUCCCUAUCAGUGACCAAGGAGAAAGUGAUGAGCAUUAAAAAUGCUCUUAAUUAUUUAAUUUAUGGAACAGGGAUUCUCUCCAAUGCUGGUGUAAUUGGGAUGCUGAAAAAGAAAAAUUCACCUCAUGGUUUGAUUAUCUUUGGGAUUGGCUCAGCAAAUGAGGCAUCUCUCAAACUCACCUCCAACUACGAAACAGAGACAUUCAAUGCGCUCUUCCCGCUGAAUGGGAAUGAUACGCAGGAGGGAUUUAUUCUCGUUGGAACAUGCCACUAUCCACAGAGUCGCGGAAGUAUCGGUCUACGGGGGAAUACAAUUACAAAGACCCCACUGAUUAAUCCCAAUUUCCUAGCCAAUUUCUCCGAUGUGCAAUGCAUAAUGGAUGGUCUCAAGCUGGGCGUGAAGAUGGUGCAAUCACGAUUGUUUCAGAAAAUUGGCGCCAAAAUUCACUGGCCCAGGCUGAAGCAGUGUCGCCACGUGCUUCCGAGUGAAUCUUCUCCUCCAACCGAUGAAUACCUGGAGUGUAUCAUCCGUACCGUGUCAGUGAUUGGGCAUCAUCCUGGGGGGACAUGUGCUAUCGGUCAGGUUCUCGAUAAUCAACUCAGGGUGAAAGGUGUGCGUAAACUUCGUGUGAUCGAUGGGAGUGUUUUCAUUCAGCCCCUAUCGACUUUUCCCAAUUCCGUCAUUGCUGCAAUAGCUGAAAGAGCUAGCCAUUUAAUCCUGGAAAAAUAUAUAUCUCACUAA